GUGUGUGCGGCGGACGACGGACGCGAUCGAGCGGAGGUCCUGGCCUGCAUCAUGAGCGGCAUCUCACACCGCGUAAAGGUGGCAGUAAGAACAAGACCGACUGACCGCUUCGCCCACGAGCACAUCCAUUUCGAAGCAACCGGUGACAAAACUAUUAGCAUUCGUGUCGGGAAGAACGAGGACCAGUUGAGGGGAUUUAUCAACAACAAGCAGGAGGGAUGGAGCUUCCCAGUUGAUGCUGUGAGAUUCUCCACAAUGCAAGCCAGGAGCUUGUGUACGAGACUUGCGGACAGGGAUUGGUGGUGGAGCUGAUGAGAGGAUAUAACGGAACACUUCUUACAUAUGGAGAGACUGGAGCCGGUAAAACGUACACCAUGUGUGGUCCACCGGGAAACUACCAGGCACGAGGAGUCAUUCCAAGAGCUAUUGCCCAGGUGUUUUCAGAAGUGAGAGGAUGCAAAGACAACUCCUACAACAUACAUGUGUCAUAUCUUGAGAUCUACAAUGAC
Molecule: messenger RNA, 509 nt
Organism: Geodia barretti
Lineage: Eukaryota; Metazoa; Porifera; Demospongiae; Tetractinellida; Geodiidae
Source: the annotation of a GenBank genome assembly